Messenger RNA from Paramecium pentaurelia, 3133 nucleotides. The record is from the annotation of a GenBank genome assembly. Lineage: Eukaryota; Ciliophora; Oligohymenophorea; Peniculida; Parameciidae.
AAAUGGCAGAAAAUUAAAUGUAAAAUUGGGGUGACAUGACAUCAGAUGAAGAUAAUGAUAAACCAAAAAACGCUUCUGAUGAAGAAGAUAAUCGAAAUAAGAAAAGAUAAAAUUACAGAGGCAACAAUAAUUAAAGAAAUAAUAAUAAAAGAGGAUACAGGGAUAAUAAAGACAACAACAGAUAGGAUAAUGAUCAAAGAGAUAAUAAGGAUAAUUAAAGGAAUUAUAAAAAUAGAGAUAACUACAGAGGUGGUGAUAGAAAUGAAAGAGGUGAUAGGAAUGACAACAAUUAAAGAAGAAAUUAUAAAGAUAACAAUCGUAAUCCAUUUUAUUCUAUUAUUAUUAGACCUUGUUGAAUAAAAGAAGGAGGAACUUACUAACUUUGCUGGAGAAAGUGUUAACAUCCUUAUUCAUCUCUAAAAUCAUAAUUUGAAUGAGGAUUAAAUAAAAGAAGCAUUGAAAGAUAUAGUCAUGAAGAAUUUCUCAAUCAAUUAGAGUCAAGCUAGAUUUGAUGUAGAUAAAGAAAAUGCACUUAAAUUACUUGAUGUCCAUAAAUUAUAAAUUGUAAUUAGAUAACACAUAAUUUUAUAUAGGUAGUUGAUGGUUAGAUAGAAAGAAUUUUUAUGAGAAUUGAUUUUGAUAAGGAUAGGAAUUAUGGAAAUAAAGGAAAAUAUCAAAAGCAAUAAAGAUAAUUCAAUGAAGAAAAUUAAAAUGACUUUGUACACAAAAGAAGAGAUUAAUAGUACAGAGGAGGAGACUAUCAAAAUAGAAGAGGAAAUGAUUAUCAAUAAUAACAUUAAAAAGUUAAUGAGCCUCCUAAAAUCAUCAGAAACACCUCAUCACGUGUAGAUGAAACUAAUGUAAUUUAUUAUUAUUAUUUUCAGGUAUAAUAACCUUAAGUUACUAAAAAUGUUGAAGAAACUCCUACAAAUGCAGGUGAAAAGAAAGUUGAAUAAGUAGAAUUGUAAGAAAAAUAAUAAGAACCUCAAAUUCCAACUGAUGAAUAAUAAUAAUAAUAAAUGCAAUAAUAAUAAUAAUAUCAAGAAUCUAAUUAAAGAAGGUAUAACAAUUAUAGAGGAAAUGACUAUCAAAAUAAAAACUAUCAUAAUAAUAAUUAUCAUAAUAAUUAUAAAAAUAAUUUUAGACAUAAUAAUAAAUAUGAUAGAGAACAAAACAAUCAAGAUGAUAAUGCAGAAUAAUAGCAAGAUAAUUAGGAUAAUUAAUUUAGAAGUCACAAAUAAUAUAGAGGAAAUAAAUAUUAAAAUAGAGAUUAAAGAAAUUUUUAAAAUGAUAAUGAUUAACCUGCAGAAUAAAAUGAUGAAAAUAAUUAAGCAUAAACAAGAGGUGGAUAAAAAAAUUAUGAUAAUAGAAAAGAUAAUUACAACAGAGAUUAAAAUAGAAAUAAUAGGGACUACAAUAGAGAUUAUAAUAGGGAUAAUCGAGAUUAUAAUAGGGAUAAAAGAGAGUAAAGAGAAAAUAAAGAGCAAAUUGAUAAUAGAGAUCAACAAACUAAUAAAGAUAAUUAAGAUUUGGGAGAUAAAAAAGAUUAAGGAGAUAAUAGAGAGUAGAAAGAUUAAAGAGAAUAAAGAGAUCAAAGAGAUUAUAAAGAUUAAAGAAAUAAAUGGGAUAAUAGAGACUAAAGAGAUAAUAGAGAUUAACGAUAUUAGAGAGAUAAUAGGGAUUAUGGAGAUAAUAGAGACUAAAGAGACUAAAGAUAUUAAAGAGAUAAUAGAGAUAAUAGGGACAAUAGGGAUAAUAGGGACAAUAGGGAUAAUAGAGAUAAUAGAGAUAAUAGGGAUAAUAGAGAUAAUAGAGAUAAUAGAGAUAAUAGAGAUAAUAGAGAUAAUAGAGAUAAUAGAGAUAAUAGAGAUAAUAGAGAUAAUAGAGAUAAUAGAGAUAAUAGAGAUAAUAGAGAUAAUAGAGAUAAUAGAGAUAAUAGAGAUAAUAGAGAUAAUAGAGAUAAUAGAGAUAAUAGAGAUAAUAGAGAUAAUAGAGAUAAUAGAGAUAAUAGAGAUAAUAGAGAUAAUAGAGAUAAUAGAGAUAAUAGAGAUAAUAGAGAUAAUAGAGAUAAUAGAGAUAAUAGAGAUAAUAGAGAUAAUAGAGAUAAUAGAGAUAAUAGAGAUAAUAGAGAUAAUAGAGAUAAUAGAGAUAAUAGAGAUAAUAGAGAUAAUAGAGAUAAUAGAGAUAAUAGAGAUAAUAGAGAUAAUAGAGAUAAUAGAGAUAAUAGAGAUAAUAGAGAUAAUAGAGAUAAUAGAGAUAAUAGAGAUAAUAGAGAUAAUAGAGAUAAUAGAGAUAAUAGAGAUAAUAGAGAUAAUAGAGAUAAUAGAGAUAAUAGAGAUAAUAGAGAUAAUAGAGAUAAUAGAGAUAAUAGAGAUAAUAGAGAUAAUAGAGAUAAUAGAGAUAAUAGAGAUAAUAGAGAUAAUAGAGAUAAUAGAGAUAAUAGAGAUAAUAGAGAUAAUAGAGAUAAUAGAGAUAAUAGAGAUAAUAGAGAUAAUAGAGAUAAUAGAGAUAAUAGAGAUAAUAGAGAUAAUAGAGAUAAUAGAGAUAAUAGAGAUAAUAGAGAUAAUAGAGAUAAUAGAGAUAAUAGAGAUAAUAGAGAUAAUAGAGAUAAUAGAGAUAAUAGAGAUAAUAGAGAUAAUAGAGAUAAUAGAGAUAAUAGAGAUAAUAGAGAUAAUAGAGAUAAUAGAGAUAAUAGGGAUAAUAGAGAUAAUAGAGAUAAUAGGGAUAAUAGAAAUAAAUGGGAGAAUAGAGAUAAGAGAGAUUAAUAAGAUAAUAAUGAUAAUAGAGAGAGAAGAGAUAAUAAUGAAUAUAAAGAUAAAAGGGAAAAUAAAGAUUAUUAAGACAAUAGGGAUAAUAAUAGAGGAAAUAGGGACAAUGCUAGAGAUAAUAAAGGUUACAGAGACAAUUAACCUUAAAGAGAGUAUAAUAGAGAAUAGAAAGAAGGAUAAAACAAUGAUCAAGAAGAUCAAAAAAGAGUAAUCAACAGAGACAGAAAGCCUCAUGUAAAUACUUAUAAAUAUCUUAGAAUGAACUUUAAGAUUUUGCAAUACCUCAUCAUCAUAAUAAACAAAAGAAGGAAUCUAAAAAGUAAUAAAUCAAAUCUUAAAAUCCAUUCGAGGCAUUAAAAAAUUGA